GUAUGUGUGUGUGUGCGUGUGUGUGUGUGCGUUACCAACCAGUAUAUGUCAUCGUCUCACCACUCUGAACCUCCACACAUUUUUUUUUCCUUCUGGUGUGCCCUCUGUAGGUGGUCCUGAUCAAUGCAGUCAAAGACGUGGCCAAGGUUCUGGGUGACCUCAUCAGUGCCACCAAGGCAGCGGCAGGCAAGCCUCACAACAACCCCGCCAUGCUGCAGCUGAAAAACUCUGCCAAGGUGAUGAUGACCAAUGUGACGUCGCUCCUGAAGACUGUGAAGGCGGUGGAAGACGAGGCCACCAAGGGCACACGGGGGCUGGAGGCCACUAUCGAACACAUCAAACAGGAACUGGCUGUGUUCAGCUUUGGUGAUCCUCCCCUCAAGACGUCCACUCCCGAGGAUUUUAUCCGCGUGACCAAAGGCAUUACCCUGGCAACGACUAAAGCAGUUGCUGCUGGGAACUCAUGUCGCCAGGAGGACGUCAUGGCCACGGCCAACCUGAGCAGGAGGGCCAUCGCCGACAUGCUGCACUCGUGCAAGCAAGCCGCCUACCACCCCGAGGUCAGCAAGGAAGUGCAGAGCAGGGCCCUGCGCUAUGGCAACGAGUGUGCUGUGGGUUACCUGGGCCUGCUGGAGCAUGUGCUAGUGGUUGGUGCCUGCCCAGCCAUUGCAGUGGAUGAUGGACAGUGGUCUCAAGGUCUCAUUUCAGCCAGCUGCACCUCUUGAAUUUUGAGAGGUAUUUGACAAAGUGAGGAGAGAGAGACGCAUUAGCACCUGGCUGGGUACCAACGUCCUACAGCACAUUGUCUUGGCGGGUUAAGUUUGGAAUAGGUGUGCAAAAAAAACAGCAGGUGAAGGCGGCACAGAAAGCACCCUUCAACGCCCGAGAUGAGCAGGCUGUGGUGGUCAAGAGCAAGAUGGUGGGCCCCGAUUAUUGCUGCCCAGGAGGAGAUGCUGAGGAAGGAGAGGGAGCUGGACGAGGCCAGGAAGAAGCUGGCCACAAUCCGACAGCAGCAGUACAAGUUCCUGCCCUCCGAGCUCAGGGAGGACGGGCAGGAACAGUGAGGAAACAUACAAAUACAUACACACACACACAAACAUAUACGUACACAUAUAUACAGCAACGACCAAUUAGAUGCUCAGGGCCUACACCUGGGCUCGUAUUAGCGAAAAUAGGAAAACUAAACGGUAUUACGCUUCAAGAGGAUCAAUAUUGGGCCGAGAUAAUUAAAAAGAAAUGAAAGGGGUAAAAAGUGAAAGUUGUAUCAGGGUGUCUUUAAAAAUAAAUAAUCUUAGUUUAUUUGUCACUUUCAAUAGCAUUACAGUGCCACUGAUUGUUUUUGGAUAAUGCAAAAAAAAAGAAAGUCCUUGAGGUAACUGCUUUGAAUAGUUUCUAUGUGAUACAUUUAGCGUUUAGAUUCUUUAGGCUAGCUGUUUUUUUUUUUUCACUGUGGCUUCACCCUCUACUAAGUACAUUUACAUUCUCCUGCCAAUAAAUGAUAUUGGCCUUUACAGCUAGAACGCUAUUAUUUUAGUGAGCACAAUAACUAUCUGUUUGGAGGUGUCUGUGUUCUGUUUUUGGAUUAUAAAAAUGCAGUCAUCGAAAGGUGGGCUUCAGCGGGUAGGUGUUGAGGUCAUACUGUCCCUGACUGACCAAUGAUUUUAACUGGCCACAAUAAAUCUUAAGACAGUCACCAUACACCACAGAGCUCAGCUAGGUGUUUGCCAUAAACUAGUGUGUGGCUUUGGUUAGAUUCCAAAGAAGACACCGUUUUACGAGAAUGUGUGGGUUGUCAGGGAGGCUGCUCCUUUUUAUCUGAACCAAUGGUGUUUAACUGCAUUUUGUUGUAAUUUGAACCAGAGGUGAAUUAUUUACUUUGCGAUUAAACAAUUCAUAGAGAUGAACAAAAAGCCAUGAAAUGCAUUACAAAUGGUAUCUUCUAUUAAAUGUAUAUGUUAAUAAAAUAUCUGUGAGUAGUUGUUUGUCAACAUAUGGACUUUGGCAGUUAUUCUGGACCUGAUGUUUCUUGUUUUACAGCCAUACUUUGUUUUUAAUCAUGAAUGACUGUUCCUUCAGGUGCUAUUGAGUGGUUACAUUUUAUAUCAGAUGUAGACUGUGUAAUAUGCCUCUAAUAGCCAACUGUAACCAGUAGAUUUUUUGAAACAAAUGUAGAAUAUAUUUUUGGGUGAUUUCUCUUGUCACAGUACAAUCCUAUGAUGGCAAUGGUAUACAAAGGAUAUGUAUCCAAUGUUGUUCUUAAAGCCAUCAUUUACCCUGAAAUCCCAGCCUAUUUCACAUUGUCAGAGGCCUCAUUGCAACCUUCUGUCUAUUCAACAUAUCAAUGCAAUGCAUCAAAAAGUGCCUGCUAUAUGUAUUUUCUUUUACUGUUAACCUUUUCCCAUCUUCAAGUGCACUUAUCCAUUUGUUUAACUUAACACAACGUCAUAUAAAUUCACUCUUUUACAAACA
Coregonus clupeaformis (lake whitefish) is the source of this 2469-nucleotide messenger RNA. Its product is annotated as talin-1-like. NCBI's taxonomy places the organism in Eukaryota, Metazoa, Chordata, Actinopteri, Salmoniformes, Salmonidae. Gene Ontology annotation, cellular component: focal adhesion; plasma membrane. Bases 210 to 725 code for a protein of 171 amino acids. The transcript has 9 exons. Gene Ontology annotation, molecular function: integrin binding. Gene Ontology annotation, biological process: platelet aggregation. The record is from RefSeq and is a predicted model, not a curated record.